AUGACGAUUGGCCAGCGGACACUCCUCGAGGUCAUCGACGAAGUUGUUUCUACUAAUCCCGAACGAAUCUGGCUACGCUUUUUCGAAUCUUCUGAUGCAUUGCUCAAAGGCGAAUUACGAACCAUGACAUUUUUCGACCUUGAUGUCGCGAUCAAUGCUCUGUCCUGGUGGAUUCGUGAAAACCUCGGUGAUGCGACUGGUAAUCCAACCUUCUGUUACAUAGGACCUUCGGACAUAGCAUAUUAUCUACUUGCCUUCGCUGCGAGCAGGUGCGGCUGGAAGUUAGGUCGAGCCAUCAUUAUGAACUGCCCGGGACGUAACUCAUCUAAGGCUCAUGCUUCUGAAGGGAGACAUUUUAGCACGAUCGAAUCAAUUGCACAGGCGUGUGAAUGCAAAGAUGUCAAGGCCUUUCCUCAGCUAAGCGAACUCCUGAACUGGAGCCGGGCGGAGCGGUUCCCCUCGCCGACGAGGUCUUUCGAGGACGCUGCCGACGAUACAUUCGUCAUUCUGCAUACAUCAGGGAGUACUGGUUUUCCGAAACCUGUGGAAGUUUCGAAUUCCCUGCUCGCAACCGUUGACGCUCAGCAGAUUUUGCGAGAUGUUGACGGCCGGAGGGUAACAGCGCAUGCGUGGUCGAACAAGACCGCGUACUCGGCCCUGCCGCCAUUCCAUUCUGCCGCCUUCAAUUGGCUUGCAUUUUCAAUAUUUCAGAACACACAGUUACUCCUAGGACCCCCCGAUGCUCCUCCGUCAUUGUCCAUAUUGCAAAGGAUCCUUGAGCUACAGAUCUCGGAUCUGGGCAUGCUACUUCCAAGUCUUCUGAACGAUAUAGUUGCGGAUCCACAGCUUCUGCCGCUCCUGUCACGAUGGGAAGCUGCCGAAAUUGGAGAUGCCAUCUGCGAGCAUACCAAGAUCUUCCAGACUUUGGGCUCGACGGAGACUUUCAAUCUCCCAGAACUUGCAUGGCGCGACAAGCAGGAAUGGAAAUGGAACAGAUUCCACCCCGACCUGAAUCUCGAAUUUGUACAGCUCGACGAUGACACGUUCGAGCUGGUGUUUCGACGGGACCAGGGGAAGCUUAUACAUCAAGGAGCAUUCCGGACUUUCCCAAAUCUCGAGAGCUAUAGCAUGGGCGAUCUAUACAAACGCCAUCCUACUGAUCCCGAUCUAUGGAUGCACUGUGGUCGGAAGGACGAUAUCAUUGUCCUCGCAAACGGAGAAAAGCUGAAUCCGCGCCUCGCCGAGAAUGUCAUCGCACAACGUCCUGAGAUCAAAUCGGCGCUGAUAAUUGGUUCAGACAGAAGUCAAGUGGCCGUUCUCGCGGAGAUGCGACCAGACUCGAUACUUUCAACACUACCUGGAGACGACCAGUUGGCAGCUCUGCUCCCGGCGAUCAAGGCAGCAAAUGAAAUCAGUCCCGGCCACGCCCAUAUCGAUCCGCACUUUGUCCGCUGUGUUGAUGCAGACACGUUUCUGAGAUCACCCAAGGGAGAUAUCCAGAGGAAGAAAACCCUCAAGCAGAACUCCUCUAUAAUUGAAGAAAUCUAUCGAAAUGGCGAACAGGUGUCCUUGCACAUUGCGAAAUUGGAUUUUGAUGAUUUCUCCACGCUUACAAAAAGCAUAGAGGACCUCGUCACUGUUCAGUGCUUCCCAGGAGCUAGACUUGGCCAUGACCAGCAACUCUUUGAACUCGGUUUGGAUUCCCUAAAUGCGACACGUCUGGCUAGAGCGCUCAAAGCCGCCUUGGAGGAACACAAUCCUGGCUCGGCCUCCAAGAUGACAGUCAGAACCAUCUAUGAAUUUCCCACGAUUCAUGGCCUUGCCACAGCCAUCAUGCGAUUAAGCCAGGGCAGCGAUGAUCGAAAUUCGCUACCAACCAAAGAACAACGGGUAGGAGAAGUUCUGGAGAGAUACUACCAGGAGCUAGCACAAAUCCCGCAAAGCAGCACGAACAACAAGGCUGUUCCUACACAAGGAGCAACCAUCAUCCUCACAGGUUCUACAGGCUCGCUCGGAGACCGACAAAGCGAGACCCACAAGAUCCGUGGAUUGACCACGGAUUUCUCGAACGUCGACUUCCUGAAAAUCGACGUGAGCGCCAGUCACCUCGGUCUGAGCGUCGAGGCGUACCAAGACCUGCAGAACCGAGCCACACACGUUAUACACAAUGCAUGGCCUGUAAAUUUCAACAUGCCUCUCGCCGACUUCGAGUCCCAACUUGAUGGAUGUCUGAACCUCAUCCAGCUGAGUUGCGAGAGCACCCAUGAGGUCCCAGUCACUUUCCUCUCCAGCGUCGGUGCAGCGAACAAUUGGUCGACUUAUCACGAUUCACGCGUCCCGGAGUCGGCGAUUGAGGAUUUACGGACGAGCGAAGACAUGGGCUAUGCGGAGUCGAAACAUAUUGCGGAACUGCUGUUCGCACGGGCGUGUAGGACGCAUGGGAUCAGCGCGGAUAUUUGCAGGGUCGGUCAGAUCGCUGGACCGGUAAAGACGCCCGAGAAAGGCAUGUGGACUCCCAACGAAUGGUUCCCGAGCUUGCUGCUGUCUUCUCAGACGAUGAAUAAAAUUCCUCGCUCGCUCGGCGCUAUGAACAGAAUCGACUGGAUACCUGUGGACUCGCUUGCCGAUGCGAUCGUCGAGCUAGCGGUGCUUUCACAGUCUAGAAGGUCCUCCGUUUCGUCCCUCAGCAAGCUGCCCUUCAUAGGAUACCUGUUUGAGCAAGCCACAGACCCGCAAGAACUCCAACGUGCCUGUUUCAUACACCUCGUGAAUCAUCGCCAUUCAAAUUGGAGCGAUCUCCUGCCACAAGUGGUGUCCUCAUGGCGGCCUGACAUGAAUAUCAUUCCCUACAACGAAUGGCUCGGGGCACUUUCUCAGGAAGGGGAUCGCCGAGGAGGGAAGGGUGGCCAGGCCGGGGAUGGUAUAUCUAGCCUGCCAGCAGCGAAGCUAAUUGAUUUCUUUCGUGCUCUGGAUGCAUCGAAGGAUGACUUAGCGAAGCCUCCCCAGGCAGUGUUCAUCACAGAUAGAGCGAUGCAGCGGAGUCGGACAUUCAGAGACAUGAAGCCCAUCUCUGCGGAGUGGAUUUUGCUGUGGCUUCGACAACUUGGGUAUUCGACAUAG
Molecule: messenger RNA, 3120 nt
Organism: Dissoconium aciculare CBS 342.82
Lineage: Eukaryota; Fungi; Ascomycota; Dothideomycetes; Mycosphaerellales; Dissoconiaceae
Product: acetyl-CoA synthetase-like protein
Exons: 4
Coding region: 1-3120 (1039 amino acids)
Molecular function (GO): phosphopantetheine binding
Source: RefSeq, a predicted model, not a curated record